AUGCUAGAGAAAAGAGGUGAUGGAGAGUUUGACGAUAGAAAGCCUCUUUUCUUCGAAUCCGCAACUAUGCGCUUAUAUGCGUUUUCUAUCACGACUGAUCCUCACUUAACACGCGUUUCCCACUCCCCACCCUCGUCCUUCUCGCCGCUCUCCUCGUUCACGGUUUUUCUGGCACCAUCAACGCCCGCCUCCCAGAAGCAGAAUUACCAUCCAAGGCGAGGACUUCUCUGGUUCCCACGUUCCCUGGAAGCCAUUGUGGACUUGGCCAGGAACGGACAAGCGCUGUCCAACGAAAGUCCCAGACUUCGAACUACCCGUCUGUGGAUUCGAAUGCCCGUCCCAAUGGCCCUACAACAACCUGGAAAGAGCGACCCACUCUCAUGUGGGUAUGUCGACAAGGUGGCCUAUGAGAUCGACCGCAAGGACCUUUGCUUGGAUCAAAUAACUCUUGCCAAGUCUAUACCCUGGAGGAAGCGAUGGAACAAUUCAUCUGCACCCUCUUCGAGUGACGUCACGGCCUGGGAAAUGACCCUGAGGAUGAUUGGGUCGAUGAUUAGUCCCUGUCAAAACACGGCGAACGAUUCCGUAUCGCUAAUGGACGAAUGCCGAUGCCCGGAUGGCGUCAUUAUGGCAGACGGAACGAAGCCUCCAUCUGAAAAUCGACUUCCCUCUCGCACUCAGCAACACCGGAUCGCCACCACUUUGCGCAAGGCCAAUGCUAUAGACAUCAACUAA
This is a messenger RNA of Guyanagaster necrorhizus, 735 nucleotides long. RefSeq lists its product as uncharacterized. The record is from RefSeq and is a predicted model, not a curated record. The coding region runs from base 1 to 735 and encodes 244 amino acids. The transcript has 7 exons. Lineage: Eukaryota; Fungi; Basidiomycota; Agaricomycetes; Agaricales; Physalacriaceae.